Messenger RNA from Prorocentrum cordatum, 1862 nucleotides. The record is from the annotation of a GenBank genome assembly. Lineage: Eukaryota; Dinophyceae; Prorocentrales; Prorocentraceae.
CGGAGCAGAACAAACUCCAACUGCUCCCCGCGCGUGGGCGCAGCCCGCUCGAUCCUUCGCAGGCCUCCUCCUCGGUGGGCACCGGCCGUUGGAAGCGCCGCGUCAUGGAGACCCCCACGCUUCUGAAUGUGACGUCGCCUCGGGCGGUCGAUGCUGGUCGCAGCAUGGAGUUCGAUGCAGAGGCGCAGGCGCAGUGCUGUCCCAGCCCCGUCGCCGCAGCCGCCGCCCAGGAGCCGCGGGCUGGCAGCAGCUCCGACGCCACUUCCAGCGCCUGCGACGCCGCCGAGGCCAAGGGCGGCACGCGGUCCGAGAGGUCGGCGCGGUUCGAGGCCGGCGUCCUGGUGCUCUCGGCGCUCCUCUUGGCGCUGUUCCUGUCCAUCGACCUGGACCCGGACAGGCCCGAUGCCUCGAAGGCCGCGGCCGUGCUCCUGAUCACGGCUCUCUGGUGGUUUACGGAGAUCAUUCCUCUGACCAUCUCCAGCCUCCUGCCCCUGGUCAUGUACCCGCUGCUCGGGGUCGUGAAGAUGAGCGAUCUCGCAAGCCGCUAUUUCAGUGGCACGUCGUUCCUUUUCGUGGCUGGCUUCUUCAUCGGUCUGGCCAUCGAGCGCUGGGGUCUUCAUUCGCACUUCGCCUGCUGCAUCGUGAGUCGAGCCGGAUCGCGGAUCGAGUUUUUGAUUGCAGGUUUUAUGGUUAGCGUGUGGUUAUUGAGCAUGUGGAUUUCAAACACAGCGACGAUCCUCUGCAUGCUCCCAGUGGCACGGGGGUUCCUGGACACCAUGCCUGCGGGUCACGAGGCAUUUCAGGGCGCGUUCUUGCUGGCAAUGGGCUACAGCGCGACCAUCGGCGGCAUCGCCACCCCUGUGGGUACCCCCACCAAUGGUAUCUUCAUGGAACAGUUCGAGAUCUUCUGGCCUUCGGAGGGCGAGUUCUCCUUCGCGAAGUUUUUCCUCUGCGCCCUCCCCCUCUCUUUCGUGUUGCUGACGAUCGUCUGGAUCGGGUUCUGCGCCGUAUUCGUCUGGGGUGCAAAAGAGCGCAUCCCCAUAGACCGGGAGGUGUUCCGCAGCAUGCAGAAGGAGCUCGGCAAAGUGACCUUCGAUCAGAUGGUGGUGGCAGCGGACCUCCUGGUCCUCAUCGUGCUUUGGUUCACCGCCUCUCCCAUCGGCAGCUUCCCUGGUUGGAAGCAGUACGUCGCCAGCGAGCUCAACAGCGGCUCCAUAGGUCUCGCACUGACACUGCCUCUGUUCUUCCUGCCCUGCGGCUCGCGGCUGCCAGCGUCUUGGCGCCGGCUCGUCGGGGAGGAUCGCUGCCUCUCCCGAGCGCCCCCCCAGGAGGGCGAGCAGCGGGCCCGCGGCAUCCUCGACUGGGACAUGGUGAAGGGCAGCUUCCAGUGGGAGAUCCUCUUCGUCUUCGGGGGAGGCGCGGCGAUCGCACACGGCACCGUCCAGUCCGGACUUGCUGCCUGGGUCGCCGAAAACUUGGGCGCGGUCCAGACCGGCGAGACGGCCUUUCUGCUGAUGGUGGCCUCGGUCAUCUGCUUCGUCACCGAGGUGGUGUCCAACAUGGCUACCCUGUCGAUUUUUGGCUCGAUCAUCGCGGCAACAGCCCAGCUCAAGGGAUACAAUCCCGCGCAGUUCCUCCUCGUCGUGACGUUCGCCUCCUCCUUCGCCUUCAUGCUGCCGAUGGCUGGUGGCCCAAACAUGGUGGUCUAUUCGACUGGCAAGGUUUCCGUGGCCGACAUGGCGAAGUACGGGCUCGUCCUGAACCUCCUGGCCGUCGUCCUCGGCGGCCUGUACAUGGCCUUCGUGAUGCCCACCCUGCUCGGCUCAUACUCAGACCUCCCUGCGCCAUCCGCGGCUGCUUGA